AUGGCCGACAAAAAACCUGCCGUUCUCAUUAUCGGCGGCCUUGGCUUUAUCGGCCGCCAUCUGGCUCUCUACAUCCACGAGAACAACCUUGCCUCUGACGUCCGUUUGGUCGACAAGGUCCUGCCGCAACUAGCUUGGCUGGCCCCCGAGUUCCAAGAAGCCUGCUCCAAGGAGAAAUUCGUCCAAGCGGACGCCAGCCGCGAACAGCAUCUCCCGCGCAUUUUCGACCGAGCCAAUGGCGAACAAUUCGACUACGUGAUCAACUGCGGCGGCGAAACACGGCACUCCCAGCCCGACGACGUCUACGAAGCGCGCAGCUGCGGACUCAGCAUCACCCUCGGCAAGGAAGUCGCCAAGCGCGGCAUUCCGGCCUAUAUCGAAUGCUCGACCGCGCACGUUUACAAGAGCGGCUCCUCGCCGCGCAAGGAAAAUGAUAAGCUCCAGCCGUGGCACAAGUUGGCCAAGUGGAAGCUGAAGGCCGCGGACGAGCUGCAUACCAUCCCCGAUCUCCAGUACUGUGCGCUCCGCCUACCCCACGUCUACGGCGAAUAUAACCCUGGUUACUUCGCCAUGGGUAUCUGCCUGGCACGCGUGCACCUUGAGCUGAAGCAGGACCUCGAACUUCUCUACACCAAGGAGGUCAAGGUGAACACUCUGCACGUCAAGGACGCUGCCAGCGCGCUGUGGACUGCGGCCGAGUGGCGCGCCGGUAGGGGAAAGCUGGAAAAGGGUGACACUUAUGUGUCAGAUAUGGCCAUAGACCCGAAAAUGCACAUUGCCUUUAACGUGGUCGACCACAACGACACAAGGCAAGAACACGUCGCCAAAGCCCUGUCCGAGGUCUUUGGUCUCAAGGUCACCUUCACUGGUACUCUCGUCUCUCAACUUGCCAAGAUGAACUUGGACGACGUCGUCGACGAUAUGAACGAGGUCAGCCUGCAGACGUGGGCGGAGCUGGUCGAGAAGAGCAACAUCGAGCGGCCCGGCCCGAUUGGCCCGUUCGUGGAGCUUGACGUGCUCAAAGACCAGGACAUGUCGAUCGACGGCUCGCUCUUCGAGAGGACGACGGGAUGGAAGCCCAAGUACGAGCACCUUAAUGCCGACAGCAUCCGCGAGAUGGUCGAGAGUUACAAGCGCAUGGGCUGGUGGCCCUGA
This is a messenger RNA of Penicillium cinerascens, 1155 nucleotides long. RefSeq names its product NAD-dependent epimerase/dehydratase family protein. Bases 1 to 1155 code for a protein of 384 amino acids. The transcript is spliced from 3 exons. The record is from RefSeq and is a predicted model, not a curated record. NCBI's taxonomy places the organism in Eukaryota, Fungi, Ascomycota, Eurotiomycetes, Eurotiales, Aspergillaceae.